AUGUGGCGGAGUGGAAAGAGGAUUUGGAGUCCGUUUUUAUACUCCGUCCUUAUUAGCCCUCCAGAAGUUAUUGGCCAUCUCCAGGAAAAUUAUUAUAAUCUCUGUAUGGAAAAGUCCCAGAAAAUUAAUUCCUUUAUAUUGCAUAUACUCCAAGAAGUGGAUGAAGAAAUUGAAAAGGGAUCGGAAGGAAUCACAUUAAACAUUGCUGGUAACAGUCGCUUAAUGCCAGAAGAAAAAGUAACAGGUGAAGAUUUUUGGAUUCUUUUCAGAAUUUUAAAGAAGAAUCCAUAUAUUAAUGGUUUGGAUGUUAGAUAUAACUUCGUAAGUGACGUUGGUGCAUACUAUGCUGCAAGACUGCUUCAGAAACAACAUAACCUCGUUUACUUAAACCUUAUGUUUAAUGAUAUUGGGCCCGAAGGUGGAGAACUGAUUGCUAAAGCACUACAUAAGAAUACAACUCUGAAAUACCUAAGAAUGACUGGAAACAAGAUUGAAAAUAAAGGCGGAAUGUUUUUUGCUGCAAUGCUACAAAUUAAUUCAUCUUUAGAAAAAUUAGAUCUGGGUGACUGUGAUCUGGGAAUGCAAAGUGUGAUAGCAUUGGCUACAGUCCUAACUCAAAACCAAACAAUUAAGGGAAUAAACCUAAACCGACCUAUACUGUAUGGUGAACAGGAAGAGUCCACAGUUCAUCUAGGCCACAUGUUGAAAGAAAAUCACUGCCUUGUUGAACUACACAUGUGUAAGCAUAAUAUAAAGAACUGUGGUAUUAAACAGUUAUGUGAUGCACUGUAUCUGAACAGAAGCCUACGCUACCUUGAUGUCAGCUGCAAUAAAAUAACUCGUGACGGAAUGGUGUGUUUGGCUGAUGUACUGAAAAGCAAUACUACCCUGGAAGUAUUAGAUCUUUCUUUUAACAGAAUAGAAAAUGCAGGAGCAAAGUAUCUCAGUGAAACUCUUGCUUCACACAACAGGAGUCUUAGAGCGUUGUCAGUAGUCAGCAACAACAUAGAGGGAGAAGGACUUGUUGCACUUUCAGAGUCAAUGAAAACAAACCCCACAUUCUCGAAUGUCUACAUUUGGGGAAACAAAUUUGAUGAGGCUACAUGUGUGGCUUAUUCAGACUUAAUUCAAAUGGACCGUCUAAAACCAGAUAAUACAGAUGUGGAGCCAUUUAUGGUGGAUGGACAUGUGUAUCUUGCAGAAGUCUCCAAUGGCCUUAAAAAGCAUUAUUACUGGAGACCAACUUAUGGAGAAGCUUGCACGAACUCACCUAACGCAGGUUUUACUCUUGUACCAGUAGGUGAACAUCUAUGA
Messenger RNA from Odobenus rosmarus divergens (Pacific walrus), 1314 nucleotides. RefSeq names its product leucine rich repeat containing 34 (gene LRRC34). Gene Ontology annotation, molecular function: protein binding. NCBI's taxonomy places the organism in Eukaryota, Metazoa, Chordata, Mammalia, Carnivora, Odobenidae. Bases 1 to 1314 code for a protein of 437 amino acids. The record is from RefSeq and is a predicted model, not a curated record. The transcript is spliced from 11 exons.